UGGUGCUAGUCAGUGCAAGGGACACGGCGCUGCCCGGCUCCCCUGCCCCCCCGCGUGCAGGGUGACCCCACGUCCCGAUAUUCGGGGCUUUGUCUCACACAGGCGCCUAUUGCCCCCCCCCGCCCCCGCCCCCGCCCCAUGGCCUGGGGGCUGCUCCUGGCGCUCUGCGGGGCGCUCCUGGCUCCGGCCGCGGCGGGUGGGUACCACAGCCUGGCCGUGCUAGUCACAGCCGUCACCCAGGAAGAUGGGACCUAUCACUUCAUCAUGAUCGCCCGGCUGGAUGAUGUUAAGAUCGCGUACUACAGCAGUGACGUGCGAGAGGUCAGAGCCACCCAGACGUGGGCAGAGCAGGCCGUGGGUGCUGAGUAUCUCCAGGAAAAGACCCGGGAUUUCUGGGUGUAUGAGGAGGGCGCUAAAGGCGAUACCAGGAGGUGGAUGCAGCUGCACAACCAGACGGGCGGGGUUCACACCGAGCAGGUUCACGUGGGCUGUGCGCUGAGUGACCAGGCCCCCAUGGACCCGAGGUUCCAGUUCGCCUACGACGGGGGGGACUUUAUCUGCUUUGACAACCGGACGGGGACGUGGGUUGCGGCCGUGCAGCCGGCCUUCAUUCAGAAGCAGCUGUGGGAGACGCAUAAGUUCUGGACUCAGUACGUCCAGAGGUACCUGCAGUCCGAGUGCCUGGAGACCCUGCGGAGCCUGGUGCAGCAUGGAAGAGCGGUCCUGGAGCAGCAGGCACCUCCCAUGGUCUCAGUUUCCCGCAGAGACGACCCAGACAGCUCUGUCACCCUCUCCUGCCACGCCAGGGGCUUUUACCCGCGUCCCAUCCACGUCUCCUGGGUAUGGGAUGGAGAAGACAUCCUGGCGGAGAAGUACUCGAGCGGGAUUCUGCCCAACGACAUUCACUCAUACUACAUGCAGUCAUUCCUGGAAAUCUCCCCACAGCAGGAGGACGGGCACCGCUAUGCCUGUCGAGUGGAGCACAGCAGCCUUCCGGAGCCCGUGCUUGUCUGGGAUAAGGGGGGGGAGGGUUAAUAGCAGGACCCAGGG
Messenger RNA from Gopherus flavomarginatus (Mexican gopher tortoise), 1050 nucleotides. Its product is annotated as class I histocompatibility antigen, F10 alpha chain-like. The transcript has 4 exons. The record is from RefSeq and is a predicted model, not a curated record. Gene Ontology annotation, biological process: immune response. Bases 139 to 1035 code for a protein of 298 amino acids. NCBI's taxonomy places the organism in Eukaryota, Metazoa, Chordata, Testudines, Testudinidae. Gene Ontology annotation, cellular component: external side of plasma membrane.